CACUAAGAAGCGACCAAAAUACGAGGAUGGUUUUGUGUUAACAAAACAGAAUUUAGUGAAUAUGAUUUAGGAGUACCUGAUUCUGCUUACUCUAGAAGAUGGACGAUCGACUCACAUACUAUAAUCUGCAGAAAACGAGGGAAUACGCUUUGGAAAUUGUAUUUGUAACAAUCGUAUCCCUGCUUGGUGUUGUUGGAAACAGUGUUGCCCUUCUAUUUUACCGAAGGAGAAAGAACCACAACACGUCGUCUUUUCUGCUGACAGUACUUUUUUGGAACGAUUUGAUAUCGUCGUUUGUUAACCUGUUUCAGAUAUACGAGUCAACAAACAGCGUCACGUACACAAGUGAUAUCCUGUGUAAAAUACACGGAUUCCUCUUGCACACGUUUACUGGGAACUCCGUUGCUUUGUUAAUUCCGAUCGCCUUUGAUAGAUUUUCCAAAGUCGUUUUUGUAUUUUCAGCAAAGAAAUUCACAAAAAAGAAAGCAAAGAUCAGUGUGUUUGUGUUCAUCACUUUUUCAGUUUUAUUGGCGAUACCGCAGCUGCUGUUGUUUUCGGAAUCACGUCAGAUAAACAUUGAAGUUGAAGAUGGAAAUGCCCCACUGCAAGGUCACCGAUGCCUUUUUAACAGCGAUUCAAAUAAAGUGCAACAAAACAUUUUUCACAUCCUAGAUAUUGUAAUCAUUAUCAUCAGUGUCAUUAUCCUAGGAGGUUUAUAUGGUGCAAUUCCAAUCACAAUGAUGAAGCUUCGAAAGAAUCAUGCCGUAUCAGCCAGAACAAAUAGGUUACAAUUACCGCACGUUGAAACUGGAAUGUCAUCCAUAGAAGACCAGUCUUUCAAUGAUGUCCAUACUGAUAAUUCGACCCAGGUAUAUUUUAUUGAAUGUCAAAAGAAGAUCCGGAAAGAUCAAUCGGGCUCUAAGGGAUUAACAUUGACAAGUGAACAAGCAACGGGCACUAGAAAAUUGGUAGAACCUGUAGAGAAACGUCAUACCAAAAAGUCUUCACCUAUUCCUCGAAAGCGUCGCUUCCUCCAGAACAAGGCUUUCCAGCUAAAGCUUACGGCUAUGACAUUUGUGAUAACCGUUGCUUCUCUUUUGAGCUGUUUCGGCUACUUUUACGUAAGAAUAGGAUACAAAGUUCAGGACCAUGAACUGUCUGUUGGGCUAAAGAUAUUGGUACGUACUAUAAUAUUCAACAGCACCAUCAACCCAUACGUGAUUUGUCUGUUCAGCACGGAAUUCAGGAAAUUUGUUCAAGAGUUAUUUGUUUGUAAAUGCUUACGUUCUGGUGAAUAAUGUAUUCAAUUAUGUGAAGUUGUGGAGAGAAAGUCAA
This is a messenger RNA of Mya arenaria, 1335 nucleotides long. Its product is annotated as neuropeptide FF receptor 2-like. Lineage: Eukaryota; Metazoa; Mollusca; Bivalvia; Myida; Myidae. Gene Ontology annotation, biological process: neuropeptide signaling pathway. Gene Ontology annotation, molecular function: G protein-coupled peptide receptor activity. The record is from RefSeq and is a predicted model, not a curated record. The coding region runs from base 99 to 1298 and encodes 399 amino acids. Gene Ontology annotation, cellular component: membrane. The transcript has 2 exons.